AGUGCUGCAAACUCCCGGAAGAACCCGCUGGGGCUCGCAGGAUGAGCGGGUGGUGGUGGCUGCUGCUGCAGCGGCGGCGCUGACAGGACACGAGCUCUAUGCUUUUCCGGCUGCUCGUCCCGCUUGGCCUCCUGUGUGCACUGCUGCCCCUGCACCAUGGUGCACCCGGCCCUGAUGGCACCGCACCCGACCCAGCCCACUACAGGGAGCGAGUCAAAGCCAUGUUCUACCACGCCUACGACAGCUACCUGGAGAAUGCCUUUCCCUACGAUGAGCUGCGACCUCUCACCUGUGACGGGCACGACACCUGGGGCAGUUUUUCUCUGACUCUGAUUGAUGCUCUGGAUACCUUGCUGAUUUUGGGGAAUGUCUCAGAAUUCCAAAGAGUGGUUGAAGUGCUCCAGCACAAUGUGGACUUUGAUAUUGACGUGAAUGCCUCUGUGUUUGAAACCAACAUCCGAGUGGUAGGAGGACUUCUGUCGGCUCACCUGCUAUCAAAGAAGGCUGGGGUGGAAGUGGAGGCCGGAUGGCCCUGCUCAGGGCCUCUCCUGAGGAUGGCGGAGGCAGCGGCCCGGAAACUCCUCCCAGCCUUUCAGACCCCCACUGGCAUGCCAUAUGGCACGGUGAACCUGCUUCACGGCGUGAACCCGGGAGAGACUCCUGUCACCUGUACGGCGGGCAUCGGGACCUUCAUUGUGGAGUUUGCCACCCUCAGCAGCCUCACCGGUGACCCCGUGUUCGAAGACGUGGCCAGAGUGGCCCUGACGCGCCUCUGGGAGAGCCGGUCUGACAUUGGGCUGGUUGGCAACCAUAUUGACGUGCUCACUGGCAAAUGGGUGGCCCAGGACGCAGGCAUCGGGGCUGGCGUGGACUCCUACUUUGAGUACCUGGUGAAAGGAGCCAUCCUGCUUCAGGAUAAAAAGCUCAUGGCCAUGUUCCUAGAAUAUAACAAAGCCAUUCGGAAUUACACCCGCUUCGAUGACUGGUACCUGUGGGUGCAGAUGUACAAGGGGACUGUGUCCAUGCCAGUCUUCCAGUCUCUGGAGGCCUACUGGCCUGGUCUUCAGAGCCUCAUUGGGGACAUUGACAAUGCCAUGAGGACCUUCCUCAACUACUAUACUGUCUGGAAGCAGUUUGGGGGGCUCCCAGAAUUUUACAACAUUCCUCAGGGAUAUACAGUGGAGAAGCGAGAGGGCUACCCGCUUCGGCCAGAACUCAUUGAGAGUGCCAUGUACCUCUACCGUGCCACGGGGGAUCCCACUCUCUUAGAACUCGGAAGAGAUGCUGUGGAAUCCAUCGAGAAAAUCAGCAAGGUGGAGUGUGGAUUUGCCACAAUCAAAGAUCUGCGGGACCACAAGCUUGACAACCGCAUGGAGUCUUUCUUCCUGGCCGAGACUGUGAAAUACCUCUACCUGCUGUUUGAUCCGGACAACUUUAUCCACAACAACGGCUCCACCUUCGAUGCGGUGAUCACCCCCUACGGGGAGUGCGUCUUGGGGGCCGGGGGUUAUAUCUUCAACACAGAAGCGCACCCCAUCGACCCCGCUGCCCUGCACUGUUGCCGGAGGCUGAAGGAAGAACAGUGGGAAGUAGAAGAUUUGAUGAGGGAAUUUUACUCUCUCAAACGGAAAAGGUCGAGAUUUCAGAAGAAAACUAUGAGCUCGGGGCCAUGGGAACCCCCAUCAGGGCCCGGAACAUUCUCCUCCCCUGAAAGCCAUGAGCAGGCAAGGGAAAAGAAGCCUGCCAAGCAGAAAAUCCCACUUCUCAGCUGCCCUAGUCAGCCUUUUACCUCGAAGCUGGCAUUACUGGGACAGGUUUUCCUAGAUUCCUCAUAACCACUGGAUGAUAUUUUGUUUUUUAAACUAAACUAUAACAAUAAAUCUGCUUUUGAUGAUCAU
This is a messenger RNA of Capra hircus (goat), 1898 nucleotides long. RefSeq names its product ER degradation enhancing alpha-mannosidase like protein 2 (gene EDEM2). The record is from RefSeq and is a predicted model, not a curated record. Gene Ontology annotation, cellular component: endoplasmic reticulum; membrane. Gene Ontology annotation, biological process: endoplasmic reticulum mannose trimming; mannose trimming involved in glycoprotein ERAD pathway; carbohydrate metabolic process. NCBI's taxonomy places the organism in Eukaryota, Metazoa, Chordata, Mammalia, Artiodactyla, Bovidae. The coding region runs from base 99 to 1835 and encodes 578 amino acids. The transcript has 11 exons. Gene Ontology annotation, molecular function: mannosyl-oligosaccharide 1,2-alpha-mannosidase activity; calcium ion binding.